Messenger RNA from Diaporthe citri, 891 nucleotides. RefSeq lists its product as uncharacterized. The transcript has a single exon. The record is from RefSeq and is a predicted model, not a curated record. Lineage: Eukaryota; Fungi; Ascomycota; Sordariomycetes; Diaporthales; Diaporthaceae. The coding region runs from base 1 to 891 and encodes 296 amino acids.
AUGGCUUCUCCUAAACCUGUCAUCGUCUUCGUGCCCGGUGCAUUCAGCCGUCCUUCUGAUUAUGACCUGGUCUCGGACCCGCUACGAGAUGUCGGCUAUGAAGUCCACGUCGUCCACCAUCCCUCCUCACCCGACUUUCCGAUAGACCCGACUCCCGGUAUGUACGACGAUGCAGACAACAUUCAUCGGCUGGUGGAGACUUUAGCCGAUGAGGGCAAGGACGUCGUCAUGGUCAUGCAUUCCUACGGCGGCCUCCCAGGAACACAGGCCUGCGAGGGCCUAAGCCGGACUGAGCGGCUGCGCGCCUCCAAGCCAGGUGGAAUCGUGCGGCUCCUUUAUGUCGGGGCUGCGAUUGCGCCGGUGGGCUCCUCAAUGGCUGGCAUCCUACGGACUGACAUGCCGCUGCCCUCUAUCGAGGCUGCCCAUGGUAGGCCGUCUCUAUGGACGUCGAUCUCUCUUGCAGUAGGGGGAUUGAUCCCUCUGUCGUGGACUGCGUGGCUAUUCUCCCCGUCAUCGCUGGCUGCGUCUGUAGAGGGCCUCUGGGCUUACAACCGCAACCCGGAUAUCUUCACAGACUGGCUCCUCUCGGACAUGCCUCGAGAGGAGGCCCUGAAGUACGUCUCCGUCUCUUCUCCGGUCGCGCAGUCUGUGAAGUCCACUGUGACUCCCCUGACCUAUGCUGGGUACAAGCACAUCCCGUGCUCUUACAUGCUUACGAAGCUGGAUCGUGUCAAUUCUCCCGAGGUUCAGCGGGGGUUCAUCGAUCUUGUUGAGAAGGAGAGCGGGAGCCCGGUCGACGUUCACGAGUACGAGGUGGGACAUUGCCCCCAGCUGAGCCAGCCGCUAUUGGAGGUCGAGUGUGUGAGGCGAGUAGCUGGAGAGGAUGAGUAG